Messenger RNA from Mytilus trossulus (common blue mussel), 8723 nucleotides. Its product is annotated as transient receptor potential cation channel subfamily A member 1 homolog. Gene Ontology annotation, cellular component: membrane. Gene Ontology annotation, biological process: monoatomic ion transport; transmembrane transport. The transcript has 25 exons. Bases 314 to 4003 code for a protein of 1229 amino acids. The record is from RefSeq and is a predicted model, not a curated record. NCBI's taxonomy places the organism in Eukaryota, Metazoa, Mollusca, Bivalvia, Mytilida, Mytilidae. Gene Ontology annotation, molecular function: protein binding; monoatomic ion channel activity.
CGAAAAAUGAAACUUGGGGAAUCGUGAAACUGAUAUCAGGUAAGAUAAUUUCAUGCGAAGUGAUAAUUGUCAUAAUUUCUUAUUCGUAUUUUAUAAUUGCAAACGCUGAUAUGCACCAGGAUAUUUUUUAUGUCCAGAUUAAACCAUCCCAGUAAGCGAACCUAAAAUCACCCAACCGGUUCAACAGUCGGUUUGUAAACAAGUUAAUAACCACACCCGGGUUUGGAUGAAAUAGAUAAGGAACGCUGAGACAAACGCAUAGAAGUCAUUUUCACCAACAAGAGACUCUUCUGUUGCACCACUACAGAACAAAAUGAGUGAUGAUAGUUCCCCUCCGGGGACUUACAAGACAAAUAUAAGUAUAAAUGGAAAUGAAAAGCCAAAUCAAGAAAUGUUCAACCUUCUUCCAACAAAGAAAGAAGAGGAAGUGGAAGCCAUUGAGGUGCCAAAGAUUCACACAUCUGAUUCACAUAUCCCAGAGGGAAUGAAGCCAAGAGAUAUGUCACAUGACAAAAACUUAGAGGCAUUAGCUAAUAUACCAAUUCAUCAGAGUGCUAGAACUGGGGACUUUGAAUCAUUGAAUGAAUAUCUAAAAACAAUUCACUCUAACCAACUGAGGAAGAAAGUGAAUGCUAAAGAUGAAAACAGAAUUACUCCACUACAUUAUGCUGCACGUUACAAUCAUCUGGACGUGGCCAGAAAACUUAUAGAAUGUGGUGCAAAUGUGGACGCCAGAGAUGAAGAAGAUUUAACACCAUUGCAUUAUACUGCUAGAUACAAACGAGAAAAAUCAAGGAAACAAGAAAUUCAGCUGGAUCAAGAGGCACCAUUGGUAUCAAAGCCUUCUGGGAGUGAGUUACCUAUGCGACAUAUUGAGUCUGCAGAUGAUUUCUCCAAGAGUGUGUGUAAUUUCCUGAUAAAAAGUAAUGCCAAGAUUAACAUAGAGGACAAAUAUGGUCAGACUCCACUUCAUUAUGCUGCUAUGAGAGGCAAUGAAAUUGUUGCCAAGGAGUUGUUAGCUUUACCUGGUAUAAAUUUGGAGGCUCAAGAUAAACAGGGAAUGAGACCUAUCCACAUGGCAGCUACCCACAACCAGGAGUCUAUAUGCAGCAUGUUGUUGGAGGCUGGGUGUGAAUUACGAUGCCAGGACAAUGAAAAGUUAACCCCCUUACAUUGCGCAACAACAGAAGGAACAGUUGAAAUUGUUAAAGUUUUGUUUGAGGCAGCUGAAUCUAGAGGAAGCUGGGUAUCAGUUGCUGAUAUGUUAGCGGACAGAGAUUGUGAUUACAACACUCCACUUCAUUUGGCCGUGGAAAAUGGAAACUAUGAGGUUGUCAAACUUUGUCUACAGAAGAAGGCUAAUCUGAACACACCUGCUGACAAUUACAUGUACCCACUUCAUCUAGCUUCAAAGGCUGGUGAUGUUAAAAGUGUGAAGCUGCUAGUCGACUACGGAGCUCGUAUUGAUGUGAGGAACAUAGAAAUGGCCACUCCAUUACAUAUAGCAGCUCAGUACAAUCACAAGGAUAUUGUAGAGUUUUUCUUGAGACAACCAAAACCUCCUGUUGAGUAUCGAGACAAAGAUGGAUUUUCUCCACUGUUGAUAGCUGCUACAUAUGGCCAUGCUGAGACCAUCCAUCAACUUCUAAUAAAAGGUGCUGAUUAUGAAGCCGUUGAGAAGAAUGAUAAGACAGCUGUGUACUUGGCUUGUGAGGAGGAUAAACCAGAGGCUUUAUCUGCAUUAUUGAAGUACGAAGCUGUGCGUAACAUGAUCAACACUGGAGACAGAUUUGAUUUUGAUCCGUUACACGUUGCUGCCAUGAAAGGAUUUUUACAAGUUCUUAGGAUCCUGAUAGAGAAUGGUGCUGAUGUAGACAGUAAGAAUGAAGAAGAACAGACUCCUUUACAUUUAGCUGCUGACAAUGGCAGAACAAAUUGUGUAAGAGAAUUGUUGAAUGCUGACCAUUCUGCUGCCAAUGAUGAAGAUGAGAAUUCUAACACCCCUCUUCACUUAGCUGCUCUGAGUGGACAUUCUAAAGUGGCUAAUUUGCUGUUGACCAAUGGAGCUGAUGUUAGUGCUAGAAAUGGCAGUAUGUGGACUCCCCUUGAUUGUGCUGCAGCUAAAGGUUGGGUUAAGACAGCGAAAGUUCUGUUAGAGGCUGAUUCUCCAGUAGAUCCUAUGGACAAGACAAAGACUACCCCACUCCAUCUUGGUUGUCGCUAUGGCCAUUCUGAUGUUGUGAAACUUUUGAUCACAUGGAAGGCCAAUGUGACCCAGUGUGAUUCAGAUGGCUAUAACUGCUUAGAUUUGGCCAUUGAUAACAAUAAAGUUGAUGUUGCCACUGAAAUAGUGAAUUCUGUGUUCUGGGAAGAUGCAUUAAGAAAUGAAACAAUUGACAUUGCUACAGGGUCAAGGACAACACCAAUGAGAAAAUUGAUUAAGAAAAUGCCAGAUGUUGCAGAGGCUGUGUUUUUGCGCUGUAUGACAGAUAACAAGAAGAAUCCUGAACACAAAGAUUAUGCUGUGUGGUUUAACUAUGAAUUUUUGGAUGAUACCUAUGCCAACUGGGCUGAACCAGGAACCAGUGAAAUAGGAUCUGGAUCAGGAAGUGUAUAUGGUGAAGAUUUCAAACUAUCAAAAAAAGCAAGAGCCUACACUACAGACUCAGGGGAGAUGAAGAAAAAUCAUCCAUUGAUGAUAAUGGUGACAUCUAAACGAGAAGAUUUGUUAGCUCACCCACUGGUAACAGCUUUACUGAAGUAUAAAUGGAACAGUUUUGGUCGAGUCUUCUACUACAUCAAUUUCUUCAUUUAUGCUGUUUUCCUCACUUUUUUGACAGGAUAUAUUAUAGAAACCAAACCUCCUUUUCUAUAUGAAUUAGAACUUGGUGCCGGGAAUAAUACUUGUGACAUGGUGAGCCUUGCAAACGCUGCAGGCAAAGACUAUGAUCAACCUUUGUUUGCUAAGAUUGGAAAGUAUGUCAUCAUGGCUUUGGCUGCAUGGAAUCUGUUAAGAGAGCUACUCCAAGUGUACCAGGCCAAACUGCAAUAUUUAGGUUGGGAGAAUUUGAUAGAAUGGGUGACAUAUAUUUGUGCCUUAUUGUUGGUGAUUGACUUCAAAACCUGUCAGCGAGAUACUGGUUUUAGAGAAGACUGGCAAUGGUCAUUGGGAGCUACAUCUAUAUUUUUAGCGUGGAUAGAAUUGGUGUUGUUUUUACAGAAGUUUCCAGCGUUAGGAAUCUAUGUUGUGAUGUUCAAGGACAUCCUUAAUACAUUCAUACAGUUCUUCAUUGUUUUCGUCUUAUUCAUUGUGGCCUUUGCCUUGGGAUUUUAUACAUUACUACAAAACCAGGAACCAUUUGCCUCAGUGUGGCAAUCUUUAAUGAAAACAACUGUGAUGAUGAUUGGAGAAUUUGAAUAUGAUUCUAUUUUUAACGACCAGUUUAGAGAUCCAUCAAGUGCUAGUUAUGAUUAUCGUAGCAUUGUAUUCCAAGAACCAAUUACUUAUGUGUUGUUCGUUGUCUUCAUGGUGAUCAUGUCCAUCAUCAUCAUGAACUUACUGGUUGGUUUGGCUGUAGAUGACAUCAAGGCAGUACAGGAACAAGCAGCAUUAAAGAGAAUGGCUAUGCAGGUUGAACUGGCUCUAGAUGUGGAAAGACUUGUGCCUGAAUUUAUAAGAAGAAGAUUUGUUAUUCAAAAGCAAAAAAUCAGGCCGAACGAAAGAACAUUGAAUCCAUUGAAAAAGCUUUCAGCAAUUGAAGCUGGGGAUCUUUCUUCAGCUGCUAUUUCUAAGGCUUUGAACCCAGAAUUGGAUGAGAUAGAAAAGCUACAAGAAAGUCAAGACCACUUACAGAAAGAUGUAAAGAAAUUAAAAUCUAGUAUUAAAGACAUCCAGGCUCAGAACAAUAAGUUAGAGAGCAUGAUAUUGGCAUUACUGAAGAAAGAAGGUGUAGGCUUCGAAGAGGAAGAUUUCCAGGAUACUGAAAACUUACAACUCAUUUAAAUGUUAUUUUAGUCUGACCAUGGUAGAUGGACAUUGGUUUUAUGUAUAUUAUUACUAAUCAAGCAACAAAACUUCAUUUAGAAAUGUAAAACUAUUGACUUAGAAAUAGGUAUAAAGUAUUGUGAGACUUGUUGAUAUUUCUGUCCUAUCCCUGGGGUUGAAAUUUUUCUUGAAUAAUUUUAUAUUAAAGAAUUGACAAAUGGCAGCUUUUUUCAUAUUGAAAAAAAAUUGCAGAAAAUUUUAUAAAAAAAUGGUACUUUUUUUCCAUCUAGCUUUUGAUGAAAGUGGGGGAACAUUUGAAAAUUGAGAUAGGUAGAGGUGGGAAAAUUAAUUUUGAACCUUUUCCAUUCCAGCACAAUUGGAAAUAAGACAAUACAUGGCUAUUUGUAUCGGAACAUUUUAUAUGUCCAGAAAGAAACAAAUGUUAUGAAGAUUGGAAUUUCAGGCAUAAUGUUCUAUGUGGUUAAACUCCUAUAUUACUUUUAGAAGUAUAGAAACAUAUACUGCUCUUGUAAACUAAAUACCUACUAUUUGUAAAAUGUUUAGAUAAGUCUUAUGUGUGUAUAGAUACAUAUUAUGUGUGUUUAUGUACUCUUAUGUAUGUAUAUGUACCAGUUGAGUUAGUACAUACUAAAUAUAGUGUCUUACUUUAUUUUCUAUUGCAAGUAAUUGAAUCAUAUUUGUUAUAAUGUGCUUAUGUCACCAGAUGAUAUUAAUAAAGAAAGCAGGUUUAAAUCAUGCCCAUUAAUUAGCUUAUUGUUAAAGCUCUUAUUGAUACAGGAUUGACAAUGAUGUGUUAUGAAAUUUUAUGUAAAGGAUAAGUAGAGUAUUCUAAGAUUCCUUGAAAGUAUUUUUGUUAAUACCAGUAUUUCUUCUAUAUAAAUAAACUUACGAAAUGAUGUAAAAAGAAAUUUAAAAAUUUCAUUCAGCCAUAUUUUUUUUUCAAUUUCAUUUUGUAUUAUGCAAUAAAAUUGAGAAUGGAAAUGGGGAAUGUAUCAAAGAUAUGAGUAUGGCAAUAACAAUAACUUGACCGAGAUGGCAGAUUUUAAAGAUGGUAGGUUAAUUGAAAAACACCCAUAAACAUUUGCAUACAUUGAUUCUGGUAGACAAAUAUUAAUAACUUUACUAAUAGGUAAAUCAGGGUAUAUCUAGAUUCCAUAAUUUUGUAUGAUGUUAGUAAAUGAUUAAUUACCAAAGGAAAUUGACCUGUUUUCAUUAUUUUCUAACUAGUCAUUGUUUAAACUAUGAUUUUUUGUUAUUUUGGUAUAACAUUCUGAAUUGAAAUUUUGUUAGAAAAAAGGCUAUAUUGAGGCCUUAUACAACCUACUACAAUGUAACAAGUCUUUGAUAUACUUGCAUGAAAAUUUGAUACAGUAUAUACUUGCUUCAGAGUUGAUUUAUACAAUUAUCAUAUAAUUCAUACUCUUAUAAAUAUUUAUAGCUUCAGAUAUUCAAGUCAUAAUUAUUAUCCAAGAUUUUUUGUGUAUUGGUAUAACAAUAUUUGUGCUACCAAUGCAUCUUUUGAAAACAAAAAAGGAGUAUUUUUAUCCAAAUGUUCUUACUUUUCAUUCUGGUCAAUUUAUUUGCUCAAUUUUUCUUAUGCAUAAUUAUGAAUAAAAGAGAUAGCCUUACUUUUAGCAAGUAAGUGACGCAGUACUUUCGUUUUAUGUUAUGUAAAGAAAAAGCACAGACUUUCCAUACAAAUUAUUCAGGUUUAAUGUAUAUGAAGGUUGUACCUUUCUGCUAUAGUUGUGUUUUUAUUUCUAUAUGUGGAUAUGUAAAUAAGUGGUUUUAGUUUAAUAAUUGUAAACAGAAAAGUAUAAUUAAUUUUUUUAUCAGUAUCAUAAUAGACAAGUUGUUGAAGUUAUAGUUACUAAAAUUUGAUUGACAAUUUGCAAACUUUGUUCUGACAAAUUAAAAGAUAAUUAAAAAUACUUAGAGAAUGUUAUUGAUGUAUUUAGAUAAUAAUUUUAUGACUUAUAUUGUGUUCAUUUCCAUAAUUGUAAUUAGUGCUAUUUCUUUAAUUUUAGUUCAUUUAUUCAUGACUGUUAUAAUAUAUUGUAUAUUGUUCCUUAUGUCAUAAAGAUAUAACCUAGAAAAAACAAAAAGUUAUAACUAUUUACUUGCAAAAACAAUUGACAAUUUGUUUACAUUUACCUGAGGGUUUGGAUGGGUUUAACAUAAAUUAAAAUAAUCUGCUCUAAGGGAAGAUUUAGACCAAAAAAUAAAAAAAAUGAUAUAUGGAGAGUUGUGGGAUGCUGAAAUAUAAGGAAAAGAGAAAUAAUCCCCCCUUCCCCCCAAAACAAAUUUAAUAAAAUAAAUAAAUAAAAAAUAAUAAAAGAACAAUUUAAUAAAUAGAAUUGUAAAAAAUGUCAUAAGAAUUAAAAAAAAAAAUAAUAUUAAAGCACCCUAUCCAGACCCUCUCAUAACCUUUUUGUAUAUAAAAGUAUAUAAAAUUGUGGUGAAGCCAUUAUUUCUCAUACUGUAAUUUUCCCCAUUUUCAAGUAAUUAUUUUUCACUGAUGUUUUGCUCUACUUAAUGACAAAAUGAAGGAAAAGCCUGCAGAUACAAUUUCUGUAGUGUUUCAGAUAGGUAGACCAUUUUUUUUAUAUAUAAUUUUACAGUUUUUUAUUCUGACCAAUUCAUUAUUUUUAUUUUUUUUUAUUUAAAUGUGUUUAUUGUUUGACCAAUUAUGUUUAGUUUAUUUAUGGUUGUGUUUUGUUGAAUGAAAUGAAUUUAUUUUGUUUAUUAUCCCCUUCUUUAUCAGCAUCGAGUUUAAGAAGAAAAAGAGGUGAACUUAACUGCAUUCAAGUUCAAAGUUAAAAGCUCCUCAAGUAGUUUAAACUCCAGAUGAUACAAUUGAUAUACAACCACAAUGGUCGUAUACAGACCACAAACAUUUUUUUGCUUUGGAUAAUGCUAGUAUUGGGCAAUAGCAAGAAAUCUUCAAUUGCAUAGUAUUUGAAAAUAGCACUGUAUUAAGAAAAUUCAGACAAUAACAAGCUUGAAUAUUGUGUCAAAACCUGCACCAACUGUUCUGAGGUCGUAUCAGGCUUCACUCAGCAAAGCAUUUUUUGUUUGUCAUUUGAAGGCUCAUUUGUGGGAUAUCUAAUUUAUAGGUUACAUAGCAGUUGUUAUUUAUUUGUAUGAGCUGAUUGUGUUGAUAGUACAAAGAUGCUACUUUAAUGUGUAGCAUACAAAAAUAUAGACAUUUGAUGGGGAAACGUACACAAAUGGUUGAAAUAUUGAAGUUGUAAAAUUUAAUUAUUGAAGAUAUGUUUAAAAAGUAUAGAUCUGAAUACAAAUUGUAUAUUGCAAAUCUACCUCUUUUGUCUUAUGUAUAUUGUAUGCAAUAUUCGAUGCUUCUAAUUCAUUUUAUUUUAAUCUUCAUAUUAAACACAAAAUGAACUAAAAAUUGUAACUUCUUAUUAAAAGUCAGACAUGGUAAUCAAUCUUCUACCAUUAUUAAAAAAAGUAUGCAGAUCAUGCUUAUUCUAAUAUUUUUAAUACUUUUUUACAUUAUUGAAAAAGAUGAGCUAUUUAUAUUAUUAUUAAGUUUUAAUUUGGAAAUAUGCAAAGUGUUUUUUGAAGAAGUAUAUUCUUUCCUAUGAAUUUCUGAACUUUUAUCUUUUGUAGAUAUUUUAAUGAAUUUGUGAUAUUUUAUGACAUUGAUGUAGACAAUCAAAGUUGUUAAGAUGUUAAUGCUGCUGAAUUUAUAUACUAUAUAUAUAUAUAUAUAAGCAUUAAAACAUUUCUGUUUCUUUUCUGAAAAAUUGUAGAUUUUAAUUUAAUUUUUUUUUAUUAAAUCAAAUCAUGAUUUGUUAAUAAUAUAAUAAGAAAAUAGUUUACUUGUAUAGAUGCUGUAUCUGUGUAUGUAUAUAUUUAUUAAUGUAUUGUCCUGUAUAUACAGUCAUACUGGAAAGAGCAGAUUUCUACCUAGUAAGAUAAGUGAAGUUAGUUUUUAUGUUGAAAAAUUCACAUUUCACGUUCGAAAUAUUCUCAGAUUUUUCAAACUUAGUUACAUCAAGUAAACACUUUAAUGACAUGAAAAAUAAUUGUUAAUUGUUUAGGUUUUGUCCAUCAAAAGUUAAAGAAAUGACAUUCAGACCAAUGAUCUGUGCACAUAUAGUUGAAUGAAUGUUUAAUCUAUCCUUUUCGCCUGUAUACCUGUGCAUUACAUUCUGAAUUCUUUUGGAAUGGAUCACUUAUAUACUGUAUAGGUUUAAAAUAAGAUUUUUAAUGGAUUUUAUAUUCAAUAAAAAGACCAAAUUCCAAGAAUAUUUUGCUCAGUUUAAAGAUGAAUUAAUUUUUUAAAAGUAUAGAACAAGGUUUUCUAAAACAUAAAGAACUGUUUUAUAACCUCUCAUGUUGUAUGCUAGCAGCAGUCCAUAAUAUUUACUUUAAUUAUGAAAGCUAUGCAUACACUCUUUGUAAAAGUUAUUUUACGACAUGAUUUGAAACUUAUUAUUGGAUUGAAUAUUUGAAAAGUUUUUGCCUGUUUUGUUUUGUUAUGUAGAUUUGUUUGAUUUAUAACUGGAUUAUAGUGUUGAAGAAAGAAGGCAUACUGAGAAACUUUAUUACCAAUACGUAUAUAUAUAUAUAUACCUUAUCCAUGUAGAUUUUUUAUAGAUAUUUAUAAUUGUUAUUUAUUGUCAUUAGUUCUAUGAAUUACCAAUUUCCUGAAUCCUAUUUUUUGUAUAAUAAAAAUUAUUAAUCAUAA